This is a messenger RNA of Paramuricea clavata, 1337 nucleotides long. NCBI's taxonomy places the organism in Eukaryota, Metazoa, Cnidaria, Anthozoa, Malacalcyonacea, Plexauridae. The record is from the annotation of a GenBank genome assembly.
CGCGCCAUAUUUUAAUACAUGUGGUAGUUGAUCUGAAGCGUGACUUUAUUUCGCUCGUUUUCAUGUCAAAAUAUUAAACUCGGAUAUAAGAAAAGUAUUAUAAAGAUUUAGAAAGCAAAGAUUCAAGGCUUCAAUUGGGUGACAUUUUUUAUCGAAGUUUCGCCGCACGAGCGACGGUGUCAGAGAAAAGCCAUGCCUGUGAAAUGUGAGUUCUGUAACAAGAUAUUUUCAUGCAGAAGCGCUUUGGCAAUGCAUGAAAGAACACACACUGGAGAGAAACCUUAUGAAUGUGAUGUUUGCAACAAGAGAUUUUCUCAAAUGGGCCAUUUAAGAACACAUCAAAGAACACACACUGGAGACAGGCCUUAUGAAUGCGAUGUUUGCAUCAAAAGAUUUUCAGAUUCAAGUUCGUUUUGUAGACAUAAAAGAACACACACUAGAGACAAGCCUUAUGAAUGUGAUGUUUGCAACAAGAGAUUUUCUGAAAUAGUCGAUUUAAGGGCACAUAAAAUAAUACAUACUGAAGACAAACCUUAUGAAUGUGAUGUUUGCAACAAGAGAUUUCCUCAUAUGUGCAUUUUAAGGGCACAUAAAAGAAUGCAUACUGGAGACAAACCUUAUGAAUGUGAUAUUUGCAACAAGAGAUUUCCAACUUCAAGUCAUUUAACUAGACAUAAAAGAAUACACACUGGAGACAAGCCUUAUGAAUGUGAUGUUUGCAAGAAAAGAUUUUCACAAUCCAGCAACUUAGCAACACAUAAAAUACAAGUGCACAAGAAGAACAAGAGUUUUGAGUGCGCUGUAUGCAAGAAGAUAUUCACACAACAGCAAAGUCUCGAACGUCACAGAAGUGAUCAUUUAAAAGUUGGCUUGCUGUUGUGCAACACUCGGUGCAACAUGUGUGGCAUAGAAAUUCAUCAACCACAAGGACAUGCUAAUGAGAUGCCCAGCAGUCAUUACAAUUGUGAUAAAUGCAACAAAGAAUUCCCUGAACUUCUGGGCUUGACACAGCACAAGGUGAAAGACCAUGGUACCAGCUACCAGUGCGAUGUCUGUCAAGAGUUAGAGGCACAAGAAGCAACUGGUAUUGGAUACAUUUGUUGUAUUUGCGAUACUGAGUUUGACAUUGCAACUAAACUUGAAAGUCAUAUGAAGAGCCAUGACUGAACUUGAAAGUCAUAUGAAGAUCCAUGACUGAAUUUGAAAGUCUAUAAAUUAGACCCAUGACUGAACUUGAAAGCCAUAUGAUUUUAAUUAGGAUCAGUUUGACUUUAGCUGUUAAUUGGGUUAUUUUGUUGUGUUUGGUUGUAAUAAACUCAUUAAACUGUGAUUGGAAU